UUUUUCAAUAUUUCUAAAGUAGUCUAAUAUCAGUCUGCUAAUCGUGCUGAUGAUGACUUCUACAAAAUUAAUUGCUACAUAAUUUCCCGCCGCAGUGAUGCAAAUUCAUUUCACACAUUAGAUGUUUAUGUUAUUUAGUCGAACAAAACUUUAACCCAAACGUGAGUUAUUUUUUAUUUAUAAAGAACCAUAAGUCUGUUUCUACAGUUUCCAUGGAUAGCGUUUAUUAAAUAUUAAAGCAUUUGGUGUCAAAUUGACACCCUCGUGUCACACGAAGCUAUUUAUCUGAAGAUCAGCAUAGACCUUUAAUGUAAUAGCCAUGCACUUCACCUGUGCCCGACACCCCAAACAAACGUAGUGGCCUAUAAUGUAGAAUGUUUAACCGAAGAAUGGAGCGCCGCGCAUCACUUGAAUCACGUGAAGAGAACGGAGGAACACAGAGGAGAGUGAGAUUCCGCGUGGCAUCAGCUCGCAGCGGUCGCGUGCUACAGGAGGUGUUCAGCGAGUUUGAUGCGCACGAGCACGAGGACUCUGCUGAUACAGACACAAGUGUGAGCUCAGAACCCGAGCGGGCCAGCUCACCCGCAAUCAGCGAGGUAAACAGCCAUCUGAGCGGACUCGAACCGGACGACAGCGGUGGCGAGCAGGACGAGCUGCUCAUGUACGCCAGUGCUACAAAAGACAAGCUGUUCACCGGUAAACGCGUGAAAAUUUUCAGUAAGAACGGAACUAUACGGGGCGUCAGAGACAAAGUGAGCGCGGGACAGGUGUUGUUUAACAACCUGUCCAAAAUGUAUGCGGUAAGUAAAAGGACUCCCUUAUUUUAAACCGGCCUAAAAGACAUUGAGAGUUUGCCUAUAAACAGCUUCUGAAUGGCCUGCAGCAGAACACAAAGUACUGCACUCCAGAUGGAUGUUUAACAGGAUUCAGUGAUGGACAUUGGCCAAUGAUUUUCCCUUUAAGAGAUUUUGUGUAUAUUUUAGUUCUGUAAAUAUAUUUUAUAUGAGGUUUUGCAAAAGUCAGCAUUUGAUUGUUUGUAAUAUUAUCUCUUUGUGAUAAAAUUUUCUGUAGUUCACCAUAAAACCUAACAGUUAACUCAAACCAUUUAAGUAAACCGGUUGCAUUAGACCAUUAAAGUUUUAAAACACAUAAAUUUAAGUACUGUGAACUUGAGUCGUGUGCAAUUAUGCACUUAUAUUUAAGUAGUGUGAACUUAAAUAUAAGUGCAUAACUGCAUAUGAGUCAAUUUGUUUAUGUUCACAGUACUCAAAUGUAUGUGUUUUAAAACUAAUGCUACCGGUUUACUUAAAUGGUUUGAGUUGAGUUAACUUUUAGGUUUUACAGUGUGUGAUGAAAUUAUUCUUCUGAUUUUAUAGACAGUAAGAUGUUGUAAAAGUUUUAUACAUAGCUCUACAUUUUAAUGAAAUAAAAAUAUUUUUUGUUGUCUGAUUAUAUUUUGUCUCUUAUUUUAAGUAACCCAUAUUUCAAGAGAUCCAGGAGCAAAAACAGUAUUCAAAAGCUCAUAUAACCAGUGCGUGUGGCUGCAUAAAAGCUAUUAAUGAAAUACGUAAAGUCUGUCUGUCUGUAUAUUAAUAUAAAAUUAAUAUUAAAACACAAACAGCUGCUUCCUCCACACACGACUUAAUAAUUAAUAAGAUUGGAUGGUUUGAUAGCUCAGCUUUCUCUGCAUUAUUCAGCUUGAUCCCUGAAAGGGAGUGAGAUCGAGAGUGAAUGCCUAUUAUGAUGUUUUUGCAUGGAGUACAAUGUAUCUUAUAUAGGUGUGUACAUUACUAA
Messenger RNA from Paramisgurnus dabryanus, 1794 nucleotides. RefSeq names its product glutaredoxin and cysteine rich domain containing 1 b (gene grxcr1b). Gene Ontology annotation, biological process: sensory perception of sound. Lineage: Eukaryota; Metazoa; Chordata; Actinopteri; Cypriniformes; Cobitidae. The record is from RefSeq and is a predicted model, not a curated record.